CCACUGUCUCACCCGGUUUCUCUUCGUGGCCCUUAAACUCCUCCCAUCCCCAUUGACUCAUUUCUAUAUCCUCACCUGCGGCUCUAACACACUUAAGCUCCGACCAUCUAGCCCGACUCUCUUUGAUUCCUGGCCCAUUACCCGUUUCCUCACCUGCUUUGGGUCUUUCCGCAUCCACCGGCUAUUGUACGGAUCUGUUUGUUUUCGUUUCGGUGUCCACACCUAUCCAUUGGUCUCCUCCACCAGCAUCCACAACUUCCACUACCACUACCACUACCACUACCACGCCUCCCACGGUGACACGAACAACCUCCAACUCCCCCGAGGUACUUAUGCUGUACAGAUCCGUCCCUCUCCCCAGGUUGAGACCCAAGUUUGUCUCCCUCAUGCGUCUCUCAUCCGCCAACAUGUCAUCCACUUCCUCUACAAAAGCUCCUCUUGCUCCGAGCCAUACCAAGCAGGCUUCGAUAGUUACUCCUACCACCCCGAGUACUCCUCAUCAUCCUCGCACCAAGCACACACAUGCCACUGCUCAUGUCCCUAAUCGAUCUGCUCAUUACGACACUUCUCUUUCCGUCCCUGUGCGAAAAUACCUCCAGACAUAUGGACUGACUCCUCCCCGCGCAGAGAGUUAUGAAAUCCAGAAGAAGAGAUGUCUUGCCCAAUUGGCCCUCAAGGCUACCGACAUUGAACGAUUCCUGUACUUGAGCACUCUGAGAUACAACAACGUUCACUUGUUCUAUCGUCUCUUGACAGACCACUUCACCGAGUUGACUCCUCUUGUUUAUACACCCACCGUGGGAGAGGCAUGUCAAAGAUGGUCAGAAAUUUAUCAGCAGCCAGAGGGCAUGUAUCUAAGUUUUGACGACCGUGGACAUCUCUCCACCAUUAUCCAGAACUGGCCUCAAGCCAAUGUUGAAAUCACCGUCAUCACUGAUGGCUCAAGAAUUCUGGGUCUCGGUGAUCUUGGCGUGGGUGGUAUGGGCAUUCCCAUCGGGAAACUCGCUCUGUACACUGGCUGUGCGGGCAUCCGUCCUGAGGGCACUCUUCCUCUGACCGUUGAUCUCGGCACCGGCAAUCAGGCCUUAAUCAAUGAUCCUCUCUACAUGGGAAGCCGCCGCCCAAAAGUCACCCCUCAAGAAGAGAGGGAAUUCUUGGAUGAAUUAAUGGAGGCUCUCAAAGAGCGCUGGCCCGAUAUUGUCAUCCAGUUCGAGGACUGGAAGAAUCCUUUCCCUUCUUUGGAGAGAUAUCGACACGACUAUGCCAUGUUUAACGACGAUAUCCAGGGCACUGGUGCUGUCAUCAUGGGUGGUAUCAUCGGUGCUGUCAAGCAGUCCGGUAUUGCUCCCCGAGACCAUCGGGCCGUCUUUCUCGGCUCUGGCUCGGCCGGUGUGGGUGUUGCCAGGCAGAUCGUCGACUACUUUGUUCAUGAAGGCCUGACCGAGGAGGAGGCCAAGAACUGCUUCUGGCUCGUCGACAGCAAGGGUCUGGUGACACAAGAUCGCGGCGACACCCUCGCCGAACACAAAAUCUACUUUUCUCGAACUGACAACAAGGGACAACAGUUCAAGAACCUGGAAGAAGUCAUGGACUACGUUAAGCCCACCAUCAUUAUGGGCCUGAGUACCAUCGGUGGCGCUUUCACCCCUGAACUUUUGCAAAAGAUGGGUCAGUGGAACGAUCACCCGAUUAUAUUCCCGCUCUCCAACCCAUCAUCCAAAUCCGAGUGUACCUUCGAGCAAGCCAUCACCCACACCGAUGGCCGCGCACUCUUUGCCUCUGGAUCUCCUUUCCACCCUGUCACUUACAAGGGCAAGACCUAUCACCCAGGCCAAGGCAACAACAUGUACGUCUUCCCGGGCAUUGGAUUGGGUACGAUUCUCUGCAAAGCCGUGCAGGUGACCCCAGACAUGAUCUAUGCCUCUGGCGAUGCCCUGCCGACCAUGAUCACCGAGGAAGAAAAGAACAAGGCACUCUUAUAUCCAGACAUCAGCCGAAUCCGCGAAGUUAGCGCUCGUGUGGCCCUCUACGUGAUCCGCGCAGCACAAAAGAACAACGUUGACCGGAUCCAUCAUCUCCGUGAUUUGGAUGACGCUACACUCGAGGCCUGGAUCAAGGAGAAGAUGUAUGACCCACAUAAGGAGACCGAGGAGUUGGAGAAUGAAUUGCGGGAUAUUGUCCAGGAGUUCACUGUGUCAUCACCUAGAUUGUGAUGGACAGACUCUGGAUCAAAUGAGCGCUUUCGGCGUUUGGGAUUAUCCGUGCUACUAUGCACCAAAAUGGAGCCGAGGAUUCGAAGUGGAUGCUGGAUGCUGAAGCCACGUGCUCACACGGAAGUCGUCACACCCGACAAGUGUUGGAGCUGUCAGCUGCCCAGCGGCUUUGUGAGAGAUACCCCUUUUACACAACUACAGCUUUAGUUUAGCGCUUGGAAAAUGGAUUUUAUUGCUGGCAAUCAAAGACAGAACUUGACAAAACACAUUCACGCUCUCAACCAAUAUCAAUCGAAUAUUAUUCCGCCGCUUUGGCAGCGGUCCUUCUCAUGCGUGUUUUUGCCUAAGACGACCUACAUCUUUAGCACCUAUCAUCUAGGUGUUGUCUCAAUGUGGACGAAGACAUGGCAAUAGCUGAUGUUCUUUAUAUCACGUGAGACGUCAUUGACACGUGAU
Molecule: messenger RNA, 2669 nt
Organism: Exophiala mesophila
Lineage: Eukaryota; Fungi; Ascomycota; Eurotiomycetes; Chaetothyriales; Herpotrichiellaceae
Exons: 1
Coding region: 333-2213 (626 amino acids)
Biological process (GO): pyruvate metabolic process; malate metabolic process
Cellular component (GO): mitochondrion
Molecular function (GO): malate dehydrogenase (decarboxylating) (NAD+) activity; NAD binding
Source: RefSeq, a predicted model, not a curated record